This is a messenger RNA of Bacidia gigantensis, 1014 nucleotides long. It is a transcript of the gene NBP35, whose product is annotated as cytosolic Fe-S cluster assembly factor nbp35. The record is from RefSeq and is a predicted model, not a curated record. Lineage: Eukaryota; Fungi; Ascomycota; Lecanoromycetes; Lecanorales; Ramalinaceae. Bases 1 to 1014 code for a protein of 337 amino acids. The transcript has a single exon. Gene Ontology annotation, cellular component: cytosol. Gene Ontology annotation, biological process: iron-sulfur cluster assembly. Gene Ontology annotation, molecular function: 4 iron, 4 sulfur cluster binding; ATP binding; ATP-dependent FeS chaperone activity.
AUGGCGCCAGCUGCGAUCGUCCCGGUCCAAGACGCGCUCUCCGCGCCGCUGAAGAACCACCCCAAACUUGUGGCACCAGAGCCUGAACAUUGUCCAGGGCCUGAAUCAGAGGCUGCGGGGAAAGGUUCGGCAUGCGAUGGCUGCCCAAACCAGACUAUCUGUGCAUCUACACCGAAAGGACCUGAUCCUGACAUCCCCGUCAUCACCUCCCGUCUCGCUGGCAUCAAGCACAAGAUACUCGUCCUUAGUGGCAAAGGUGGAGUGGGAAAAUCUACAUUCACGACCAUGCUUGCGCAUGCAUUUGCAACCGACGAAGACUCAGUGGUAGGCAUUAUGGAUACAGAUAUCUGUGGGCCUAGUAUACCAAAGAUGAUGGGAGUAGAGACGGAAACAAUACAUGUCAGCAAUGCAGGCUGGAGUCCGGUAUGGGUCGCAGAUAAUUUGGGUGUGAUGAGUGUGCAAUUCAUGCUGCCUUCAAGAGAUGAUGCAGUGAUUUGGCGGGGACCAAAAAAGAAUGGCUUGAUCAAACAAUUUUUGAAGGAUGUGGAGUGGGGCGAGAUGGACUACUUGCUUGUGGAUACACCGCCUGGGACGAGCGAUGAGCAUCUGAGCGUCAACUCAUAUCUCAAAGAGUCCGGCGUUGAUGGAGCUGUGGUUGUCACUACUCCACAGGAAGUCAGUUUAUUGGACGUAAGGAAAGAGAUCGACUUCUGUCGCAAAGCUGGCAUUAAAGUCCUGGGAAUUGUGGAAAAUAUGUCAGGCUUUGUCUGCUCGAGCUGCAAGCAUCGGAAUCAGGUCUUCAAGGCCACGACUGGAGGUGCUAAAGCGUUAGCAGCGGAAACUGGGAUCUCAUAUUUAGGAGCUGUACCACUGGACCCACGUAUCGGGAUGGCGUGUGACUAUGGCGAGAGUUUCUUCGAUGCCUUCUCCGAUAGCCCUGCCUGCACUGCUCUGCUUAAUGUUGUGCAAAUGGUCAAAGAAGAAGUUAUGACCAAGUCCAACGGGAGAGGCUGA